Messenger RNA from Exophiala xenobiotica, 1750 nucleotides. RefSeq lists its product as uncharacterized. The record is from RefSeq and is a predicted model, not a curated record. NCBI's taxonomy places the organism in Eukaryota, Fungi, Ascomycota, Eurotiomycetes, Chaetothyriales, Herpotrichiellaceae. Bases 129 to 902 code for a protein of 257 amino acids. Gene Ontology annotation, cellular component: nucleus. Gene Ontology annotation, molecular function: protein N-terminal-serine acetyltransferase activity; histone H4 acetyltransferase activity; histone H2A acetyltransferase activity. The transcript has a single exon.
AACCUGGAAUCGUUGCGAUGUAGAAAUUGGGGAUCUAAAUGCAUCAUUUUGUCACGACGGAGAAGUGCGUUGACGUAAUGGUCAUACCGCGGAUCAUUUUAACAUCAAAAUGAAGUGCCGGAAGAGGAAUGAAUUACGGCCACCUAAUACAGCGGAGUACAAGGUAUGUUAUUGCACUUUCCCAGCACACAGGCUCGACAAAACUAGGGACCAUCGAUUGUCCGGUCAUGGCAGAACCAGGUCGUAAGAGACUUCGAAGGUCGAAGGAUAUUUCGCAAUCAGAAAAGAGCGCCAAACACAAAUUGGUCGAAAAGGUCAAUUCUUUGUCGGCACCGGAGUUCUUUGCAGAGUUCGACACUUCAGAAGGCAUAUCAGCGGUAUUGAAGCUGUAUCCACGUCUCGGAAGCUUACGAGUAGCUGCGUCGGACAUCUCGCCGGGCUAUCUGGAGGAAUGCUUGAGACUGAUCGAGACGACGAGCGGAGAAGACUACAAUAACUCCGAGAUCAAAUGGUCUCCGUCAAAGAAGCGCAGGGAGAUGAAGCUGCCAGACAUGAAAUACAUUCUUGUGACUGAGCAAGACCAUGUCGUCGGCUUCGUUUCCUUUAUGGUCACUUAUGAAGACGGCAAUGAAGUGGUGUACAUAUACGAGAUCCAUUUCUCCCCGGACUGGCGGGCCAAAGGCCUAGGCAGGAAGUUGAUGGAUGUCGUUGAAGUCAUUGGACGGAAUGUCGGAGUCACCAAGGUCAUGCUGACUGUCUUCAAGGCCAAUAUUCGAGCAGUUCAAUGGUACAUCAAGUUGGGCUAUGCCGAGGACGAGUUUUCUCCCAGGGCCCGUAAACUGCGAAACGGCACAAUCAAAGAACCAACCUACAUCAUCUUGUCGAAACCUUUGACAAGCUGAUCUUAUUGGGUCUAUAUUUGUCGAGCAGCUUUGCCCUUCAUCUCGGGUCUCUCUAUUUCCCAUUCCUCGCGCAUCACGGCAAACAACGUGUCGCCAACGAGGAUGGUCAAACCCAAGCUCCAGACCAAUGUGAUGGCAUAGAAGAAGUUAGCAUUGCCUGAUCCAGCAUAAAUCCACAGAUGAUAAAAUGCUGGACCAAGAAGCGUCGAAUACAACAAGACCGAAGCAGCGAUAAAGGUGUAUCGUGUCACUAAGAUAGUCAGCAGACGGCGAUCCAUAUGGUACAACAGAACUCACAGGGCAGGACAUGGGAAUACAUUGGGAGGAACCCAAGAUACAAUGAGACGUCGGCAAUGCUUGGGUAUGGCUUGAAGAUUGCCAUUAGCCCCAAUAGACUAGUGACGACGAAUAGCGGUUGGUUUUGCAGUCGCAGUGUCAUUCCUCCAACAUAACCCACCAGGUGCAACCAGAAAACUCCAAUGAAAAAGUCUCGGAAUGAGUCGAAGAUCUCAAUGAAAAAGUACCACCACAACCCAACAUUCGGUGUCAAGUCCGGGACCGUGAUUUGAGCUCCGUAACAGGAUGCGAGGAAGUCUCCGAAAUUGUUCGUCAAGAUAGGAGUCGUGCCAAGUAAUGCCGCAAUUGCACCUGCAAAGGAAAUGGUUGAGGUCGUCAACGUUGCUGACUUUCCCUGGCUUUGGUGAAUCAUGAGUAGAAUCGGUGGUAGCAGGAGAGCAGGGUACAUCGACAAGUAGGUGCCAAUGGCCAGUCCAAACAUGGCUCGUACGGCAUUUCCAGACUGGGCAUUGAGGACUGCUUGGAUGAUGGCAGCACUGGUAAAGAUGCUU